CAAACUAAACUAGUUGACCCCAUUGAUGCAUCAAGCUCUCCCCAAAAAAGGGGAAGAAAGAUUGCACUUUUAGGACUGCGACACUACAUCGUAAAAACUCAACUUCAAUCUAGUGAAAUUUUUUGAUAUUAGCAAAAAAGAUGAGAUUUUUCUCACAUUUCAACAAGUUUCUGCGAAGCCAUCCUUCUUCAGCCAAGCUUUUGGUUCUCUCUUCAAUCAGUGGCGGAGGCCUCGUUGCGUAUGCAGAUCUUCCUUCGGAUAAGGAGAAACCGAGUCUCGCCCUUGAGCAAGAGGAGACUCGAAAGAAGCGAGUCUUGGUGCUUGGGACGGGAUGGGCGGGUAUUAGCUUCCUGAAGGACCUUGACAUCUCGUCCUACGACGUUCAGGUGGUUUCGCCGAGAAACUACUUUGCGUUCACCCCUUUGUUGCCUAGCGUCACGUGUGGGACAGUGGAGGCACGGAGCAUUGUAGAGCCGGUUCGCAACAUUGUGAAGAAGAGGAACGGAGAGGUCAAGUUCUGGGAAGCAGAAUGUCUCAAAGUCGAUGCUGUGAACAAAAAGGUUAUCUGUCGAUCCUAUGUUAAUGAGAAUCUCCCGGGGAAGAACGAGUUCUCGUUGGAGUAUGAUUAUUUGGUCGUAGCCGUUGGAGCGCAAGUGAACACGUUUAACACUCCCGGAGUCGAGGAGAAUUGCUACUUUCUGAAGGAAGUCGAAGAUGCACAAAGCAUCCGCAGGGCUGUGAUAGAUUGUUUCGAGAAAGCUGUCCUUCCGGAGCUGACUGAGGAGGAGCGGAGGAUCAACCUCCAUUUCGUGAUAGUAGGAGGCGGUCCGACUGGUGUGGAGUUUGCUGCUGAGCUUCACGACUUUGUCCAUGAGGAUCUGGUGAAAAUAUACCCCUCGGUAAAAGAUUUAGUCGCGAUAUCCCUCAUACAAUCUGGCGACCAUAUCCUCAACACGUAUGACGAGAGGAUCAGCUCGUUCGCUGAGCAGAAGUUCCAACGAGAUGGCAUCGAGGUUUUGACAGGGCACCGCGUGCUAAGUGUCUCGGACAGACUGAUUGACGUCAAGGCAAAAUCCACGGGGCAGAAUGUUUCGAUACCUCACGGGAUGGUCGUGUGGUCUACUGGAGUCGGGACAAGGCCACUCGUGAAGGACUUUAUGGAGCAAAUCGGCCAGGGGAACCGCAAGGUUCUUGCUACGGAUGAAUGGCUUCGAGUGAAGGGAUGUGACGACGUGUAUGGCCUUGGCGACUGCACCACCGUAGAUCAGAAAAAAAUCAUGGAGGAUAUCUCGGCGAUAUUUAAAGCUGCGGACAAAGACAACUCGGGCACCCUAACUAUCGAAGAAUUCAAGGAUGUGAUCGAAGAUGUCACCAUCCGGUACCCCCAAGUCGAACUAUAUCUGCAGAACAAUCAUCUAUCCGACAUAACAGACCUGCUAAAAGGCGCGGAAGAAGUGGAUAUCGAAGAGUUCAAGCUGGCGCUAGCGAACGUGGAUAAGCAAACGAAGAGCCUUCCCGCUACUGCUCAAGUUGCUGCUCAACAAGGUGCCUACCUUGCUAGGUGCUUCAACACGCGAGAGAAAUGCAAAGCUGAACCCGAGGGUCCACGAAAGUUCAGAAGUGGCGGUCGCCAUGAAUUUCGUCCUUUCAGGUAUCGCCAUCUAGGGCAGUUUGCACCUCUCGGGGGCGAGCAGGCAGCAGCGGAGCUGCCUGGCGACUGGGUUUCAGUCGGCCACAGCACGCAAUGGCUUUGGUACUCGAUAUAUGCAAGUAAACAAGUUAGCUGGCGCACGAGGUACCUUGUAGUCGGGGACUGGACUAGGAGGUUCGUGUUUGGGAGAGACUCGAGUCGUAUAUGAAAUGGAGUUUCAUCUUUGAGACGUAUACACAAGAUGCUUCCUAAUUUGGUUAUGGAGGAUGUGAUUCUUUGAUACAUAGAACUAUGCUUCUCUUUGUAGUUUUCAUGCUUGUGUAAAAAGAUUUGAUUGAUAUUAUGAAACUAUGUUUAAUUUGUUUGUAA
Molecule: messenger RNA, 2020 nt
Organism: Salvia hispanica
Lineage: Eukaryota; Viridiplantae; Streptophyta; Magnoliopsida; Lamiales; Lamiaceae
Gene: NDB1
Product: NAD(P)H dehydrogenase B1
Cellular component (GO): mitochondrion
Molecular function (GO): NADH dehydrogenase activity; calcium ion binding
Source: RefSeq, a predicted model, not a curated record